UUCAACCAAAAAAAAAAAAUUCAUACGCAAAAACAUUUGAUGAUAUAGAUUUCAUGUAAUUUUGCAGAAACAACAAUUUUCGCACGUUCAUUCCGCACAGAAUCACGAGCUAAGGAACAAUAAAUAUCGCAUUUAUUCAUUUUCUCUGUCGCGUGAUUGAUUCCAUUGUUUGCGGGAUAAACAUUGCCUCGCUCUACGCUUUCGCCGGUGUUGAUCUCUUCCUAAGGAGCUUCGCAAGAAGAGGUUGAUGAUUGACCGAUGCAGUAACAUAGUUGAGGCAUUUUCAGGAAAAUGAGGUUCAGAUAAGCUGAAACUUUCUGAAAGGGUGCAGUUUAAUCAUUACAUAGUUUCACAAAGCUGAUAGUAUCAAUUGAAUAUACAAUCAAUUUGGGAUGUAAAAUCUGGUGUCUGUAACCUCAAUGGGUGCUGAAGCUGACAACCUGGAUACAGAUGAGCUAGUUUUCUCGAUUAUGUGUAAGCAGACAGUUGGAGACUUAUUCUAGACAUGGAUGACUUCAUGGACUUUAAUGCUCUUCUUCCCAGCUGGAAAAAUCCAGCUGAAAUGGCAGAAUCUCAUCUGUUUAUUGUAUCUUGCUUCAUUGCUGGUUUGGUGGGCGUAUUAACUAUUUUUUACACAGCUUUCCAGUGGAGAAGAAACAUUAAUUUAACUUGGAUGAGAGCCAUAGCCAGGUCAAAGAAAAACCCCAAAACAAGGCACAUGGUUGCCAUGGCUCCUCAUACUUGGGUUUUGGAAUCUGUAGCUCGAGGGAAAAGCUUUAAGUGCUGUGUUUGUUUAAAGUCUGUGCAACCUUCCCAAACCCGCAGUCAAAUGGUACCUUCUGAUGGUUUUACUCACUGUUGUAGCAUAUGUGGUGCAGCGUCCCACUUGGGUUGCUCCUCUAAUGCUCACAGAGACUGUAAGUGUGUGUCGAUGUUUGGCUAUGAACACAUGAUGCAUCAAUGGGCAGUGCGGUGGACCAAGGUAACAGAUCAACCCGGUGAAUCCUCAUUCUGUUGCUACUGUGAAGAGUCAUGCAGUGGUACUUUUCUUAGGGAAUCCCCAAUAUGGUGUUGCUUAUGGUGUCAGCGCUUGGUGCAUGUUGACUGCCAUGGUAAUUUGUUUAAUGACACAGGGGAUGCUUGUGAUUUGGGACCUUAUAGAAGGCUUAUACUAUCACCUCUAUAUGUGAAACAAUUUGUUAGGACUUCUUCUGGUGGAUUUCUGUGUUCCAUCACCCAAGGAGCCAAUGGGAUUGCAUCUUCUGUGCGUGCUAGCAUAAGAUGUCAGAGUAUGAAUUAUAAGCAUGGAAUUCAGAUCUCAAAUGAUAUUGGUGAUAGUAGUGAUAUGAGUGGCACCUCCAUGGAGAUUACGAAGGAGACCAGUCAGAUGGUGAAUGGUUCUCAUAGAACUGAAGAAAACCAAAACGGUCAAACAAAUACUGAGGAGGUGGACCAACAAGGAGAAGCAAAAACGGGUCCUAGUUUGAAAAGAAGCUUAACUAUUAAUCAAAAGGAGGGGACGCAGUUAGAAGGCCUGAGACAAAAGUAUGAUAUAAAUGAUCUGCCACCUGAGGCAAGGCCCUUACUCGUGUUCAUCAACAAAAAGAGUGGAGCUCAACGAGGAAAUUCACUCAAACAGAGACUGAAUAUUCUACUGAAUCCUGUACAGGUUUUUGAAUUAAGCUCAACACAAGGACCGGAAGCUGGACUCUACUUAUUUAGAAAGAUUCCUCAUUUCCGAAUUCUUGUUUGUGGAGGAGAUGGUACUGUUGGCUGGGUUCUGAAUGAAAUAGACAAACAAAACUUUGUUUCACCUCCACCAGUGGCCAUUCUUCCUGCUGGGACUGGAAAUGAUAUGUCUCGAGUACUUUCUUGGGGGGCUGGCCUAGGUUCAGUUGAGAGGCAAGGAGGUCUGUAUACAUUAUUAGAUCACAUAGAACAUGCUGCAGUUACCAUGCUUGAUAGAUGGCAGGUAUCAUUCUCGAGCCAGCACAGGAAACCACUCCAUUCUCCUAAAUUCAUGAACAACUAUCUUGGGGUUGGAUGUGAUGCAAAAGUUGCUUUGGAAAUCCAUAAUAUGAGAGAAGAGAACCCUGAUAAGUUCUACAACCAGUUCAUGAAUAAGGUUCUUUAUGCAAGAGAAGGUGCUAGGAGCAUAAUGGAUAAGACUUUUGCCCACUUCCCCUGGCAAGUUCGGGUGGAUGUGGAUGGUGUCGAGGUUGAGGUUCCUGAGGAUGCAGAGGGUAUCCUUGUAGCUAAUAUUGGGAGUUAUAUGGGUGGUGUUGACCUAUGGCAGAAUGAAGAGGAGAACUAUGAUAAUUUUGAUCCUCAAUCUAUGCAUGACAAAGUGCUUGAGGUAGUAAGCAUUUCAGGGACAUGGCAUCUUGGAAAGCUGCAGGUUGGGCUAUCUCGGGCUCGCAGGCUUGCACAGGGGCAGUCUAUUAAGAUUCAGAUUUUUGCUGGCUUGCCGGUACAAAUAGAUGGAGAGCCAUGGUUCCAACCGCCUUGUUCAUUAACCAUCACACAUCACGGACAGGCCUUUAUGUUGAAGAGAGCCGCAGAAGAACCUCUUGACCAUGCAGCUGCAAUUAUUGCUGAUGUCCUUGAGAAUGCUGAAACAAAUCAUGUCAUCGAUGCAUCACAAAAAAGGGCAUUGCUUCAAGAAAUGGCUCUGAGGCUCUCUUAGGUUAUCUUUUACGUUUAGCUAUGACCACGUCUGUUCGUAUACAAAAAUGAUCAGUUUGUCUCACUUCCUUUUUACGGGUGAUCUAUAUUUUGUAUGUAGUAUUUACUAGAAAGAGAAGAAUGCUGUUAGUGACCUUAUUGUAUACAAACAUUCUUCCUCAAUGUGCAGCAAUGUUUUUAGCAGCAAUGCUUAUA
Messenger RNA from Salvia hispanica, 2880 nucleotides. RefSeq names its product diacylglycerol kinase 1-like. Lineage: Eukaryota; Viridiplantae; Streptophyta; Magnoliopsida; Lamiales; Lamiaceae. Gene Ontology annotation, biological process: phospholipase C-activating G protein-coupled receptor signaling pathway. The record is from RefSeq and is a predicted model, not a curated record. Gene Ontology annotation, cellular component: membrane. Gene Ontology annotation, molecular function: ATP-dependent diacylglycerol kinase activity.